Messenger RNA from Syzygium oleosum, 1656 nucleotides. RefSeq names its product L-ascorbate oxidase homolog. The transcript is spliced from 3 exons. Gene Ontology annotation, molecular function: copper ion binding; oxidoreductase activity. The record is from RefSeq and is a predicted model, not a curated record. Bases 1 to 1656 code for a protein of 551 amino acids. Lineage: Eukaryota; Viridiplantae; Streptophyta; Magnoliopsida; Myrtales; Myrtaceae.
AUGGGUGGAGUGAUGUUACUGCUGUUAUCAUGCCUCUCGGCCGGGGCUAUGAUGGUCGGGGCCGAAGACCCGUAUUUGUUCUUCACGUGGAACGUCACUUAUGGCAUCAUCGCUCCUCUGGGCAUCCCCCAGCAAGGCAUUCUCAUCAAUGGCCAAUUCCCCGGGCCGAAUAUCAACUCCACCACCAACAACAACAUCGUCAUCAAUGUGUUCAACAAUCUGGACGAGCCAUUCCUCCUCACCUGGAACGGCAUCCAACAAAGGAAGAAUUCGUGGCAAGAUGGCACGCUCGGAGCCAGCUGCCCAAUCCCUCCAGGACAUAAUUAUACGUACCGCUUCCAAGUUAAGGACCAGAUUGGGAGCUACUCCUAUUACCCGACCACCGCCAUGCACAGGGCGGCCGGUGGAUUCGGUGGCCUCCGCGUGAACAGCCGUUUGCUCAUUCCCGUCCCCUAUGCUGACCCUGAGGAUGAUUACACCGUCCUCAUAGGAGACUGGUACUCCAAGAGCCACACCACUCUCCAGAAGUUCCUGGACAGCGGCAGAGCCCUCGGCAGACCUGAUGGGGUGCUCAUCAAUGGCAAAUCUGGCAAGAGCAAGGGCAAGGAAGAGCCUCUCUUCACCAUGAAGCCAGGGAAGACGUACAAAUACAGGAUUUGCAACGUCGGUCUCAAGAACACCCUCAACUUCAGGAUUCAAGGCCACCCGAUGAAGCUUGUUGAGAUGGAGGGGUCCCACACGAUCCAGAACUCCUACGACUCCCUCGAUGUGCACGUUGGGCAAUGCCUUGCCGUCCUUGUCACAGCUGAUAAAGAGCCAAAGGACUACUACAUGGUAGCCUCAACUCGAUACACCAAGACCGUGCUCACCACCACAGCUGUUAUCAGCUACACUAAUGGCAAAGGUCCUGCUUCGCCUGUCCUUCCCGAGGCUCCCGUGGGCUGGGCUUGGACCCUCAAUCAGUUCCGCUCCUUCCGCUGGAAUCUCACAGCCAGCGCCGCCAGGCCUAACCCUCAGGGUUCCUACCACUACGGACAGAUAAACAUUACUCGCACCAUCAAGCUUGUAAACUCGGCCAGAAGGGAGGGAGGCAAGCUUCGAUACGCCAUAAACGGAGUCUCACACACAAACCCCGCAACCCCACUAAAGCUUGCGGAAUAUUAUGGAAUCGCAGACAAGAUCUUCAAGUAUGAGACCAUGUCUGAUGAUGCACCAGCAACAGCUUCAGACAAGAUAACUCUGGAACCAAACGUGGCCAACGUCACUUUCCGCACUUUCGUGGAGAUCAUUUUCGAAAACCACGAGAAGAGCAUCCAAUCAUGGCAUCUUGACGGAUAUUCCUUCUUUGCAGUUGCAGUUGAGCCAGGAAGGUGGACUCCAGAAAAGAGAAAGAACUACAAUCUCCUUGAUGCCGUGAGCAGGCACACAGUCCAGGUCUUCCCUAAAUCUUGGGCGGCCAUCAUGUUGACAUUUGAUAAUGCCGGGAUGUGGAACUUGAGGUCGGAGUUGGCAGAGAGGCACUACCUGGGCCAAGAGCUUUACAUUAGUGUUCUUUCCCCUGAGCGAUCUCUCCGAGAUGAGUACAAUAUCCCUGACAAUGCCCUGCUCUGCGGUAUUAUCAAGGACCUGCCAAAACCUCCACCUUACACCAUCUAA